Messenger RNA from Physella acuta, 870 nucleotides. RefSeq lists its product as uncharacterized. The record is from RefSeq and is a predicted model, not a curated record. NCBI's taxonomy places the organism in Eukaryota, Metazoa, Mollusca, Gastropoda, Physidae.
UGUACAUUUAUCUGGAACUCAUGAUUUUGACAAUAGGGCCUAAAAAUAAAGAUUAAAGAAACAAGCUGAAAAAUGCUUCUAAGGACACUUAUUUUGCUUUUAUUUAUGUGUACAUUGACCAUAGGAGGUAUUAUUCCAGUGUGGAAAAAUCUACUAUUGCACUAUAAAGAAUGGAAAGGCAGCAUCACACAUAAUGGGGAAAUAUCCAAUUGUAUGCUGGAGGUCCACUCUGUUUAUUUUGAUAACGAUGGGAUAGCUCUGGUGGCAUUUAGUGCUGAGAACUUCUAUGUUGAGAUGGCAGCAACGUCGGUGGACAACAAAACGGUAAUCUUCACGGAAGAUGUCACAUGGCACAAGCAGGCUCAGUUUCAAAAUGACACCAAUUUGAAAGUGGUUGGGAUGUUUUUGCCUGCUGAAGAAAACUAUUAUUUUCUGGGAAAUGUUAGUUCAGAUACAUUCGACUCCCUGGGAGUAGUUAAGCUGUCACCUUCUGGCUACCCAUUAGUUAUUGAUCGUGAAUAUAACACCCAUCUGAAGUAUGGCUUGGUUGUAGGAAUACCAGUAGCCAUGGGUGUCACAAUCACAGUCAUAGCUGCUGUCAUCAUGUGGUGGGCCAUCAAGAAAGGUUACUUACGGCACGUGCCAUGGGCAUACAAAAACUUCACUAAUCCCCGCAAGACACAAGCAACGUACAAAGUGGAUUUAGAGAAUGAUGACACGCCGUCCGUACACAUAUGAGAGGUUAUUGAACAGAUCAUGAUGAGCUUGAGCCAAGAUCUUUAAUUGAGAAGAGUUAUUUUCUUCAGAAGUUUUUUUUGUAACUACUUGCACAUGAUUUAUCAUACCUAACCAAAUCUAAUGCAGAUUUCA